AUGAAGGAAAAGCAAAGAGUUGAAGCAAUUUUGGAUGGAGAAGUAACAAUCAUUGACAUGUCUCCAAAAACUAAUAUUUUCCUCAUCAAAUGUAAUUGGGAAGAAUGUAAUUCAUCUUCAAUUCAGAAUCAGCAACCAACUUCAUCAACCGAUAAUAAUAAUAGAGACGCUCAUGAAAUUGAAAUCUCUCACGAAUCAACUCAUUCCACUCCUCAAGAAUCAUCAUCUUCCAAAUAUUCUCACAUUAAGAUUAAUAAGAAGGCAAAAUAUAUUCUGAUUGAUACUGGUACGAAUGGACAAGAGGAAAAACUAAUCAAGGUUUUAGAUAAGGAACUAGGCAUUACACCGAAUGAUCUCUCCCUGAUAGUAAUUACUCAUGCUCACAUGGAUCAUGCAGGUACUUGUUGGUAUUUGAAAAAGCACUUCCCUCAUGUGCCAAUUGCUGUGCCCGAUCUGGAAUAUGAAAUGCUCAGGAGGGGAGAACCAGCACCUAGCACACCAACUAAUUUAGUAGCUAAAAUUCUGUACAUUCGGGGGAGUAGAAAGAAGAUUUUACCUUUCGAGCCCGAUUUGAGAUUUAAGGGAGGAGAACAUUUGGAAGAGUUUGGAGUGAAGGCUUCCAUUGUUCAUAUGAAAGGUCAUACGGAGGGCAAUAUUGCAGUCAUGCUCGAUAAUAAGAAGGCUGCCAUUAUGAAUGAUGUCAUGAAGGGAGGUUUCUUCUCUUAUGGAAAGCCAGGUUAUCAUCUCUUCUAUGAUGACAAGAUGCAAAUUUUGAAGAAUAUCAAAUGGGCCUUUGAUGAAGGAUUUCAGACCUUCCUAGUAACUCAUGGAUAUGCAUUCACAAGGGAACCACUGAUUACUUGGCUAGAGAAGGAAUUGAAACAAAAUAAAUUAAUGUAA
Messenger RNA from Naegleria gruberi, 900 nucleotides. RefSeq lists its product as uncharacterized. Bases 1 to 900 code for a protein of 299 amino acids. The record is from RefSeq and is a predicted model, not a curated record. The transcript has a single exon. NCBI's taxonomy places the organism in Eukaryota, Heterolobosea, Eutetramitea, Acrasida, Naegleriidae.